Molecule: messenger RNA, 928 nt
Organism: Epinephelus moara (kelp grouper)
Lineage: Eukaryota; Metazoa; Chordata; Actinopteri; Perciformes; Serranidae
Exons: 2
Coding region: 26-811 (261 amino acids)
Cellular component (GO): nucleus
Molecular function (GO): DNA binding
Source: RefSeq, a predicted model, not a curated record
UGGUCAUUGUACAAAGUCUGGAUGGAUGAAUGAAGACGCCUUCCUCAUCUUCCUGGAGCACUUCAUCCGCCACACCAACUGCUCCACCGAUCACCCAGUCCUGCUCAUUCUGGACAACCAUGAGUCUCACAUCUCACUCAAUUCAGUGACAAUUGCUAAAGAGAAUGGGGUCAUUAUGCUCACCCUGCCACCUCACACCUCACACCGCUUGCAACCAUUAGACAAAACUGUCUAUGGACCACUCAAAACCUACUAUAACCGAGCGAUGGAUGGGUGGAUGCGAUCACAUCCUGGGCGAACCGUAUCGAUCUACGAGGUCCCAGAACUUGUGAAGCAAGCGUUCCUCUCUGCAAUGUCACCAACAAACAUAACCUCAGGUUUCAGAGCAACGGGCAUAUACCCUUUCAACAGGGACAUCUUCCCGGAAGAAGACUAUGCACCAUCAAUGGUGACAGACAGGGCAAAUCCAGAAGAUGAACCCAGUGCCAUUGCUGACCUUCCUGGAGAAGAGCCCUCCACCAGUGCAGCUGCUCACCUGCCUGGACCAUCACAUGUGCAUGUCACAGCAGGUCCAGACCCAGGAGAGCCACCUGCUACUCUGCCAAAUCCCGAGCACUCAUCAAGUGACGAAUCUGGUUGUUCUGCUCACUUGGGUUAUGUGUCUCCAGAAGUCAUUCAUCCCUUGCCAAAAUCCACAGAAAGAAAGAACAGAAUUGUAAGAAAGAAAGUGAAAACAAGAAUUGUGACUGACACACCUGAGAAGAUGGAGUUGGAGAAGGCUCACAAAGAAAAAGAAGAUAAAAAGGCCUAACAGGAAAAGAAAAAGAAUGAAAGAGAGAAGAAAAGGGCUCUGAAACCUGCAAAUCAAACCAAAACCAAGAAGAAAAUGGCCGUGUACAGUAGCUCAGAAGAAAGCUCCACCACCGAU